This is a messenger RNA of Cynara cardunculus var. scolymus (artichoke), 2109 nucleotides long. RefSeq lists its product as uncharacterized. NCBI's taxonomy places the organism in Eukaryota, Viridiplantae, Streptophyta, Magnoliopsida, Asterales, Asteraceae. The record is from RefSeq and is a predicted model, not a curated record. The coding region runs from base 2 to 1882 and encodes 626 amino acids. The transcript is spliced from 8 exons.
GAUGGCUUCCUUGAUUCAUCCUCUUCCUGUUCGACUUCAGGUUUUAUCUUCAAAAUUCAACACUCUUUCAGCUAAAAGCUUCAUCUUUCUACCCUCAAUACCCCUUAAACCUCCUCCAAUUUCCCUCACUGUACGAGUUCGCUCUGCUCCCACACCUCCGCCGCCGGAGACCCAACGAUACAUUCUUGAUAUUCUCGACGGAGAAGAUGUCAAGUCGUUACCGUGUGUGAGGACCUACGAGAAUGACUUGGGUCGCCUCACUGUUGUUGGAGAUGUUGACUUGGAGCAGGCUCUAAUAGCAGCUGCCGCCGACGGUGGUGAGGCGGCGGAUGAACACAUUGCUCAUGGUUUGGAUGUUAUGGUGGCGGAGACGGUGUUCCCUGGCCAUUCUGAUGAACACAGCACCAUCUCCACCAGACUGUUUUUGCCAGCAAGAAAAGUCAAAGAGAGAGCUAAAGAUCUUAAAAGCUAUUUAACUGAAGACAUUCUUUCGAGCACCACAUCUACAAAUAUACUUGCUAUGACAUUCCGACAAGUGACUUUGAGACAGAUUUGGAGUUUUGAACUUCUCUUCUUUAGACCUGGAACAGCAAGAAAUAUGAAAGAUCUUGGAAACAUAAGAGAGGUCCCUGCUUCUUUCACCUUCAGUUCCUCGGAUGAACAAGCUAUAUCUAUGAUAGCAGAAGUGAUUUCCAUUUCUGCCCUUGAAAACACCAAAAAAGAUUUUCUUGAUAAUUCAUUAGGCAGAUCAUCGUUUGAUAUUUUUCGUCUGUUUCAAAAACCCGAAAAAUUCUUUUCAAAGGAUUCUUCUGUCAUCUUAUACAAAGUACUCGAAGAUGAGGUGGUUCAAGGUGCUAAAAGUCUGCUUGAAAGGUUUAAUUCAAUGAAGUCAAGUUAUAAGCCUAAAGAAAAGGCAUCGAAGUUUAACUGGUGGCCGUGGCCGGUGUUCUCUAAAUUAGAAAAAAUUGGUGGUCCUGAAUUUAGUGCAUGGGCAAGCGAGUAUGUUCCUGCCUACAGACUGCAAAUCGACAGUGACAAACUACGGGAUUUGAAGUUUGAAGGCUGGAAAGAAUCUGCUAAAAAUAGGUGGGAAGUCCUUCUUACCCACUCCCAAAUGGUGUGCUUGGCUAACAUUUUAGAUAUGUAUUACGAGGAUUUAUUCACGCUCCCGGAUAAGAAAUUGCCGUACAGUGCAGCUGCGAAUACCAACAUGCAAAUCAAGAAGACAAGUAAUUCUUUGCUGAAAAUGCUAUCUACCGUCAUCGUAAGUGGAUGCUUCCUUGUUACUGUUGGUGCAAUGGGUCAAAUUUAUAUGCCCCAUUUCCGUAAUGGGCAAAAGCAUCCCCGAGGGAAUCAAUGGUCUCAAUCAUCAUAUACUGGAUCAAUCCGACUUUGGUCCAUUGAAUCUACUAUGUUGGAAGACGUUUGUGUAUCAAUCGUCAAAAAACUUCAGGAUGUUUAUGGGUGGAGCGGAGAAAUAAGAAAAGAAAGUGGAGGUGGUGUAUCUACAGGCGAACUCCCUGACUACCUGAGAAGAAUGAUACAAGGCAAUUCAAGUGAUACCGAUAUCGCACCCACUCCAACCAAUAUAAGAGACGAAGAGAUAUUAGCAUCCGGGCAUAAAAUUGCAAGUUAUCAGAUCGUGUUAUCAUCCGAAGGGAAAAUUGUUGGAUUCCAACCCACGAGCCUUCUAGCUGUUAAUAAUUGGGCAUCAAAUCCCUUGACUGAAGAGUUAUAUGGCAGGAAGAAACUCUCCCCUGGAUUCAUAGAACCCGUGUUGAAAAUCAAACAGCCGACCGAGGUGGUUCUCUUAGAGUUGGUGAUGGCGGAAAUCAGUGGCUCACAUUUCGUGUUGGUGAGACCAGUUAAUGAGGCCGAGUAAUGGUAGGUGCGUAGUAAGAUUCAAACUCUUGACCCUUGAGGGUAAGCUCAAAUGGUAAAAUCUUGGAUUUGCUCUACGGUGGUCAUUGGGUCGACCCCCUCAUGGCCACUGCAGGUUUGCCCUGUAAGAUUAGUUGAAAUGUACACAAGUUAUCUAAAAAGACUCGAACUUUUGAGUAGGACAAGAUAUUGGCUACUUAAAUAACAUAUUCGCUUUGUUCUUUUUGA